Frankliniella occidentalis (western flower thrips) is the source of this 4097-nucleotide messenger RNA. It is a transcript of the gene Ccdc85, whose product is annotated as coiled-coil domain-containing protein 85C. The coding region runs from base 488 to 1990 and encodes 500 amino acids. The record is from RefSeq and is a predicted model, not a curated record. Lineage: Eukaryota; Metazoa; Arthropoda; Insecta; Thysanoptera; Thripidae. The transcript has 6 exons.
GCGUACCUUGCAUUCCAUCGAAACUUUAUGACGUAGCUGCAUAGAGUGCGCCACACAAAUCGUCGCCAUCUUGGAAAAUAAAAAAGUGCGCAUCUAGAGGCCUACGUUAUGUCCGGGUUUGCCAAACUUGUUUUCCAUUGAUGUAUGAUGAUUUUACGUCCAUGCACCUGUUGAUUCACUUUGUGCUGCCCGCUAGUUGAUUAAGAUUCUGGAAGUCAUGUUGACAUGUCAGUUCAGAGAGGUGGCAUCGAGGUUUUCGUAGAAAAACGGCCAACUUUUCCAGAAGAGGAGCGUUUGACAAGUAGCCUUCACAUGGCCCGUGCUACUUUUACUACAGUUGUGACCCACUUAAUUGUUUUACGGCUUAAUGUACCAACACCGCGUGCAUUAUUUGCCUGAACGUGCUGAUGUUAUGUUAUUGAGAGGACAGUGUCACCUGCCUAUCCUGUCUAUUGGGUGAUGCCAGGCUGUAUCCCAAAAGGAUAACAUGUCCAAUAAGAAACCAGCCUACAUCAACAAAGCCCCUCCACCCCCUGUUGAUGUGGUGGGCGCACCAGCACCAGCACCUCCCCGUUAUCAACCACCACCUCAAGUUACUGGACCCAGCACAGGCCCUGGCCAUGGACCUGGCAUCUUGAAACAUUAUCAACCUCAGCCACCACCACCAGCUCAACCAUCACCGCUUCCACAGCCACCUCCUCCGCUUUCAAAGGAUGCUGUCAAGACUAAUCAUAUUGAAGGUCCUCCUAAGCAAACCCUUAUGAGGGCACCUUCAUACCCUCACCCUCCUCAAUAUCCUGCACCACCUGCUGUGUCUGGAAGAAGACCAAACCCAAUUGUUGGUUUGCCUGCACCUCAACGUCCAAAUGACGAAGAACUGCUGCGGCUUGGUCCUGUUGAAAUGCUUAAAUUUGUUCGCAAAUCAGAGGGUGAGGCUGCUCGUGCAGCUGCGGAACAGGGCCAAGCUGCGCGUGAAGCUGCCAGAGUUGCUGCUGAGCAGGGUCAAGCAGCAAGAGAUGCUGGACGACAUAUGCAAGGCCUAGCCACAGAAGUUCGAGCUCUGAAAGAAGCAAACCAACGACUGAGUGAUGACAACCAGGAACUAAGAGAUCUUUGCUGUUUCCUUGAUGAUGAUCGUCAAAAGGGAAGAAAACUUGCUAGGGAAUGGCAAAGAUUUGGGCGAUAUACAGCAAGUGUUAUGAGACAAGAAGUGUCAGCUUAUCAAAAUAAGCUCAGAGAAUUAGACACUAAACAACAUGAACUUAUUAAAGAUAAUUUGGAGUUGAAGGAACUUUGCCUGUACCUUGAUGAAGAACGUAACCAAAAUCAAGUCUGUCCACACUGUGGUACUGGCUUGAGGCCAUCUCAAGCUCAACGUGAUGAUGGUGAUGGUAGCAGUUCUAGCACAAAUGCUGAUGAGCCAGCCAUACCGUCACAAUUUGUCACUCCUAACCCGGGUCAACCAUUUGGAACAACAUCUGGAGGUUCAUCUGCAAAUAAUGUUUCAUAUACUGGGCCAAGCACUCCUACCUCCCAUGGUAUGAAUGUAAGAAGAUCAGAAAGCAGAGAAAGGUUGCUUGAAGAAAGCAUUCAGCGUCAGAGGACAGUUUUUAAUGAUCAAAUGAUGCAGUAUGUUCGUAGCCUUGAACAAAGGGUCAAAACUUUAGAAGAAGAAAAACGAGUAUUGUGUCAGAAACUUUGCGGUGCUGGUAUCAAUCCAGAACAAGAACGUCCACCUGGCUGGGAUUUAGUUGACCCUAGCUCCCGACCUGAGGCUGUUGUUCAGGCUCUGCAAGUUUUAGAAGUUCGGGAGCAAGUAGAGCGCGCUGCUCCUCCGGGCACUCCUACCAUCAGCAGCUCUGUGUCAUCUGUGUCUAAUGGAGUAGAAGGUCCCAUUCUUGAUAUGGAUGAUGGAGAAAAAGCCCUUGUAAGAGAAAUGUGCAAUGUGGUGUGGCGAAAAUUGGAGGAAGGACCUGCAGUAAGAAGAUAAUUGGCCCUCUAUUUUUUUUGGGUGAGAACAAAUAUUAAGUAUUGCCCCGAACAAGGAAGAUAUGUAGCGCCAUAUCAUGACCAUUAAUAAGUUUUGUACAGAAGAAUACAAAUUUAGAAUGUAUCAUUACAUUGGACUUUUGUUUGUUUAUUUUGGUUGUUGUUAAAUGUGCCUCGACAGUACUUUGCUACUGUUUUUUAUUAUACUUAGUUUAAUAUGUUACUGUGACUUUCUCUGUAGUGGUGAAUGAAGUAGGCCAAAGAUAACACUUGCAUCCUUUUCUCAAAUUUUCUUUUCUUUUAUUUUUUUUUUUUAUUUAAAAGAUGAUCCCAGAUCAGUAAGUAAAUUAAACUUUUAACAGAUAUUUUGAAGAGAAAUAACCCAAUUCUGGAUAUUUUACACUGUUGUUCUUUUGCAUAUUAUCUUUUGUCUUCUUUUGCUCUUGCAUGUCCUAUUAUGGUGUACAAAUUGGUUUGUACAUAAGUCAACUUUGAUAAUAAUGUCUUUGUUCUGAUUCAUUUUUCACUAUUGAAGGAGUUGUUUAUGUACAAAUGGUGGAAGUGUUGUGUAAGUGAGGUGAACUUCCAGAUGUGAAGCUAUAGAGCUUACAUUUUGUCUUUGGUUAGGGGCAAAAAUCAAGCUUUAUGACUGGGAUCUCACUUUUUUUUUGCGUGUCUGUGGCUGCAUGCAAUAAACAUGUAAAUGUGAAGGUAAAUAUGUGCUUCUGAUUUGUAGUUAUAUAUUUGUAAAGCAAAGGCAAAGUAUUCUUGAUACUAUUUCCUUUUCAUAAAAAAUUAGUUGUUUUGUAAAUUUUUGUAUCUUAUUUGUUGGCAUAUGUUGUAUAUUUUUUAUAUGCAUUGUUGGCUAUUUUAUAGCCCACUCAUAUUAACAACUAAGUGAUGUACUGCAUAUUGUAUUCGCUUAGUGUGUUUGUUGUUUUAUGUUAUGGAAUGUACCUUACAUUUUGUUGUUCUUGAAAUAUUUAUUCUUUGCUUGUAGUUAGUACAAGAUGGUAUUUAUUCCCUUCUUCUUGCCAUAGUUUAAUUUUUUUUUUACUGAGGUACAGUAUUUUUAAUUUUUAAGAACGCUGUUUAAGACAAAAUGUUUUUACUCUCUUAUUGGAGAGGAUGUGAAUUGUUUAUGUAGUGUUCUUGCCAACAAAUUCUUUCUUCUAGAUAUUUACUAAACAGUAUGAAUCAUCUUAGUUUUACCUUUUUUGUUGUGUCAGGUUGAAAUUCAUUUUCAUAGCAAUUAAUCCAAACAACUCAAAUUUUUCCUGCAGAUAAGUGUUUAGUGUGUCAAGUUUUGGACAACUUCUGAACUUGUGCGCUAAAGAACCACAGGUUCACCUUUUUUCCUCCAUACUUGAAUUUAAAUGUUCUGUUGUGAUACAUUUGUGCCAAUACUCAUGAAUUACCACCGACUUUCUUACCAUCUUACUUUAUUGCAACAAGCACUGUAUGUAUUUUUUGUGGCAACUGGAGGACCCUGAACUUUGCUAGCCACCUCAAAGUAAACAUUUAUUCUAGUUUUUAUUAUUUAACAGGAUUUUUUUCUGUUCCAUGCAAUCUUUAAGGUUUUGCAUCAGAGUGAAAUGUCAUAUGAUCAACUCACUUAUACAUGGCAUAGAAGUACAGUACAAAUAUUCUUAGAGCGAGGAGAAAUAUUCUCUAUAUCCUAAUUUUAUGACAAGCAUUGAAGACCCAAUAGUAGUUUUUGGCAAGUUCUGGCAGACUAUUUUCACACUGAAUUGUUGUUCCAGGUAAAACAAAUUCUUGAUCAUUAAAAAAAGUUAAAAAAUAAUAAUUGUUUCUUGAUGUUGAUAGUAGCUCUGACUCUUUCUAUCCCUCAUACCGGGUCAUGAAAGAAAGAAACAAAGCUACUAUACAUUAAGACUUGCAUUUUUACCAGGUUGUUGUUUCACGUAGAGUUAAUAGUUAAUUGGUAAACUGUGCAUCACAUCAUCUAUUGAAACUUUUGCAGGGUAUGAAUGUCAUCCUAUUGUUUAUUUUCUUCUCAAAAUACCGAUCAAUGUAUUUUAUAAUGUAAGAUAAUGCAAAUGCCUUGUGUCUUGACCAAACAAGCUAUUUUUUCUUAAGUUAUCAAA